GAUGGGCCCCAACAUCAUCACUUGGCUGUCCACGUAGUCGUCGUGGCAUAUUCGGGGCUCAUCUGGGGGCCCAAGGAACGCAGUCGUACCGUAAUCGUUGCCCGGGCGGUCCGGAUGAAUUUUGGCGGGAAAAUGUGCGACCGAGGUCGGGUGAGGUCAGUGGUGAUUGUGGGUGAAAAGAGUCAAAGUGGUGCCAGGCUCAGAAAACGUGAGAGAGCGAUUUUUGUAGCCCCGUCGUUCCGAAUUGCAAGUAAUUGUCUGCUUAGAUCGGAAAUGAGACGCGAUUGAAAUGGAGACGGAAGAGGACUAAUUUCCAAAUAGAAUAUCAGAAAAUAACCUUGAAACCUACCCCCAAGGACGGCGUGACCAAGAGCAACCCCAGCAAACGGCACCGGGAGAGGCUCAACGCGGAACUGGACACCCUGGCCAGUCUUCUACCUUUCGAGCAGAACAUCCUCUCGAAGCUGGACAGAUUGUCGAUCCUGCGACUCUCGGUUAGUUACUUACGCACAAAGAGCUAUUUCCAAGUCGUGAUGCACAAGGACAAAGAAGACCCGCUAGGGGCUCAUCGAUCCAGGGACCUCACCGCGUUCGACCACACCCCCUUGGACGGCGAGAUGUUUCUGCAGGCACUCAACGGCUUCCUGAUGAUACUCACCUGCGAAGGUGAGGUAUUUUUCGCGACGCACAGCAUCGAAGGCUACCUGGGCUUUCACCAGUCAGAUAUUGUCCACCAGUCCGUUUACGAGCUGGUUCAUUCGGAGGACAGGGAGGAGCUGCAGCGGCAGUUAAUGUGGAACUCGUUCCUGCCCCCGGAGUCGGCCAACAUGGGCCUCCAAGACGUCCUGCAACAGGAAAACUGCCACCUGUUGGAGAGAAGUUUUACCGUACGCUUCCGAUGUCUUCUAGACAACACUUCCGGUUUUUUGAGGUUGGAUAUACGGGGGAGAGUGAAAGUACUGCACGGCCAGAACAGAAAGUCGGAGGAACCGCCGCUAGCGCUGUUCGCCAUUUGCACUCCGUUCGGACCACCGUCGCUCCUGGAAAUACCCCAGAAGGAGGUCAUGUUCAAGAGCAAGCACAAGCUAGAUCUCUCGCUAGUUUCUAUGGAUCAGCGGGGCAAAAUACUGCUGGGAUAUUCGGAUUCGGAAUUGGCUAACAUGGGAGGCUACGAUUUGGUGCACUACGACGAUUUGGCAUACGUCGCGAGCGCCCACCAAGAACUGCUGAAAACCGGAGCCUCCGGCAUGAUAGCCUACAGGUUCCAGACCAAAGACGGCCAGUGGCAGUGGCUUCAGACCAGUUCCCGCUUGGUCUACAAGAACUCCAAGCCGGACUUCGUCAUCAGCACGCACAGACCUUUGAUGGAGGAGGAGGGCCGUGACCUCCUCGGCAAACGCACGAUGGACUUCAAGGUCAGUUACUUGGACGCAGGGCUUCCCAAUUCAUACUUCUCCGAGAGCGAGCAACUCCUCACGUCGCCAACAGUCACCCAGCACCCGGUGUCGUCUACGCCGACGAGGGUAAACCGCCGCUACAAAACGCAACUGAGGGACUUUUUGUCCACGUGCCGCACCAAGCGCAAACUGUCCCACAGCUCGUCCAGCGGACAGGUCACCCCACCCACCAAUGCCGCGGUUACCACUUCCGUUGUGCCUUCGAUGCCGCCGACGAUGGAUUACAUAGCCGACGGGUGCACGGCGACAUACAACAUGUACGCGUCCCCUUACGCCACCGCUACCCCCGACCACAGCCUGUCGUACAUGACGCAUUCGGCGACCAACUUCAACCACUCCCUGUAUCCUACCGCGACUGCUCCCGAUAACCGCUACCUCGCGACCACGGAAAACCUGUUCCACCAAUACAGGCCGUUGAGCACGUACUACCCGGAGUACCACCACGGGGCACCUUCCGCACCCUACAACGGCUUCCUAGACAUGACGUCGCGAACGUACGAUCCGGCGGCAUCGAGCGCCGGUCACCACCCCACGUAUCGGGUCGCCGUCGUCGGUGAUAAAUUGUACCCGUGCCACCAGCAGGUGGUGGACACCACCCCCGUCAAGUAUUCGACGUACGACGACGCUCGGGGCUACGUGGUGCCCAACAACAAAUGUCUGGACGUCGGGUGGCCCUACUCGGUGAGCCCUUCGUCGGGGAUCAUCCAACCGGUCCAGGUCAUGAGCACGCAGAUCGACAUCGCCAAAGAGGGGAUGAAGAAACAUGUGUCGUCGCCCCAGCACGCCGGGCUUAUCACCCCCAAACUAGAGGAGAUUAAGCAAGACGCGCAGGAGAGUCCGGGGGGUCACCACAUCGCGCGGCACUUUUCUCCUGCGCAGCCGACAACGGCGCAGCAGGAGAUGCCCAGCAGGCAGACGGUGCUGAUGUGGGGUUCGCACACUUCCACCCCCAUGAAUAGCCGGAGCCCCAUGAGCGAUUCGCAGCAGGAAUACCACCAGAUAAACUCGGUGGCGGUCACGUCUGAACCAAACUGCGACGCCCUAAAGGGAUUGGCCGAGAUCGGUAACCAGUGGAACGGAGUGGGGGAGGACAGCGGCAAGGGCGAGGUGGUGACCCAGAGCAGCGAUUCGGACAGUCCGAAUCAGCACCACGUCAGCCACCACAACCAUCACAACUCGCGGGUCGUGAUGGUUCUGUGAUAAAGGCGCCCUCCAGCCGCGUCGUGUAUAGCAAAAACUUUCGUGCACAUCAAGGAAUGUAAUUUCACUGAAAAAAAAAAACGUAUCUUCCGUAAAAAUUGUUUAUCGCCCCGAAAGUAUGUCGCGAUGUCUUCGAAUUAGUGGUGGGGGCGUA
This is a messenger RNA of Cylas formicarius (sweet potato weevil), 2811 nucleotides long. RefSeq names its product aryl hydrocarbon receptor (gene ss). Lineage: Eukaryota; Metazoa; Arthropoda; Insecta; Coleoptera; Brentidae. Bases 534 to 2657 code for a protein of 707 amino acids. The transcript is spliced from 10 exons. Gene Ontology annotation, cellular component: nucleus; aryl hydrocarbon receptor complex. The record is from RefSeq and is a predicted model, not a curated record. Gene Ontology annotation, biological process: regulation of transcription by RNA polymerase II. Gene Ontology annotation, molecular function: protein dimerization activity; nuclear receptor activity; transcription cis-regulatory region binding.